CCAAUAAACAGAAAGACAGGGGAUUGGACAAGACAGUAACGAGCAACAGGUGAGAAUAGAAACGGAGGGAAACUAACCUGACAAUUGGGAACAGGUGAGAACAGAACUGGAGGGAAACAAACAAGAGAGGAAGUGCAAACCAUAUAAGGGGAAGGGCGGAGACAAAGACAGAUGACAGACAGGUAACAACAGAACACAUGGAACACAGCAACAACCACAGAUAACAACAACAUACACAAAAAGGCCACAAGAGUGGCACAAAGGCAAUCAGUCUCAGCCGGAUCCUGACAGGUUCCCACUCUCUGAAGUUCUUGUCUACAGGACGUGUGCAGCCUGGAGAUCAGCCUUUAGUUGAACAACUAACUGUAUUUGAUGGAGUUCCCAUCUCUUACUGUGACACCCUGACGAAAAGAGAACAACUCAAACCUACCCUGGAGUCCCAAAAGUUUCCUGAAAACUGUCAUGAAGCGAGUCUUAAUAUCAUAUUGUCUCUCUACGGGAUUCCAAGACUCAUGAACAGCACAGUGUAUGUUGUACAGCGGCGGCGGGGCUGCAUCCUGUCAGCCAAUGGGAUGGUGUUUGCUUUUGAAGCCUGGGCAGUAGAUGGGAUGGACUUCAUAAGCUUUGACCCUGAAUCUCAGAGAUGGACGUCCCAGUCUCCCUCUGCAAGACCAGUGGAACAACUCUGGAACAAGAAUACAUUAAUGAAUCAUGCCUAUAGACACUUCAUCAGAGUGGAAUGUCCACAGAUGAUCCAGGAAAUUCAAUUAAGACCAAUACAGCAGAAAACAGAGCUACGUGUUUUUGCCAAGCCCAUUGUUGACACAGACCAGGCACUGCUGAGGUGUCAUGUGACGAGUACUGACAAAUCAGUGAGCUCGGUGCAUCUGAUUGGAAACGGGGCUUCCAGGGCCAGUUGGAUCAGGGUAACUGGACCGAUGCCUGCUGAAGACGGAUCCGUGAUCCUCCGACUGACAGCUGAGAUCUCCAAGAGCCGAAACACUGUCACGUACGGCUGCACAGUACAAACAGGAAGUCACAACACCACCGUCUUUUGGGAUGGGAAUACUGUUGACGGCAGAAACCUUCUUGAUAACUCAAGAGUGUUUUGGAAAAUCCUGCAAGUAAUCCUUGGAGUCGUCUGCGCUGGGUUUACAAUCGCUAGUAUAUACCGUGCAAUCCGAUAUCUGGUUAAAUGUGUGAAAAAGAAGCCCAGUCCUCCUUCAAGAGUUGAUCCACAGCUGGUUGAGCAGUUUACCAGGAUGAUGGAGAGUGUUGCUUCUCCAGAUCUGCAGAGCGUUAUUUUUUCAGUCACACAAGGGAGAGAGGGAAACAGAAAGUCCCACGAGCAGUGGGAGAUGGUCGUUAUGUUAAGGGAUCAAAGUCACUAUGACCCAGAGUACUUUGCUGAUAAAAUUGAGGGGCCACAGCGAUAGUUAAUUGAGGAAUGGAGCAGGGAAUUUGAAAUUGUAGAAAGACAAACAUAUUUAAUAUCAACUGUGAACAUCAGGUUUUACUGUCAGUCUCUCAGAGACGCUGUUAUUUUGCACUGAAUCCAUUAAUUACAGAACUGUGUUCAUCAUUCUCUACAGUGACACAUUUGAAACUUUAGAAAUCCCAGUGGUUUUGUGUCAUUAUCGGAAAGUUGUAAGGACAACACGUCAUUUUUCAUAAUGAUCAAAAGUGAAGAAUUGCAUUGUGGACGUUCACACUGAGAUUUCAGACACUUCAAUACAACGGUCCAACG
Messenger RNA from Perca fluviatilis (European perch), 1747 nucleotides. RefSeq lists its product as uncharacterized. Gene Ontology annotation, cellular component: external side of plasma membrane. The transcript has 6 exons. Lineage: Eukaryota; Metazoa; Chordata; Actinopteri; Perciformes; Percidae. The record is from RefSeq and is a predicted model, not a curated record. Bases 513 to 1436 code for a protein of 307 amino acids. Gene Ontology annotation, biological process: immune response.